Bubalus bubalis (water buffalo) is the source of this 6793-nucleotide messenger RNA. It is a transcript of the gene NRP2, whose product is annotated as neuropilin 2. The record is from RefSeq and is a predicted model, not a curated record. Gene Ontology annotation, cellular component: membrane. Bases 875 to 3595 code for a protein of 906 amino acids. The transcript is spliced from 16 exons. NCBI's taxonomy places the organism in Eukaryota, Metazoa, Chordata, Mammalia, Artiodactyla, Bovidae. Gene Ontology annotation, molecular function: semaphorin receptor activity; vascular endothelial growth factor receptor activity. Gene Ontology annotation, biological process: vascular endothelial growth factor signaling pathway; axon guidance; angiogenesis.
ACAUGCUGCUCGGCCUGAAAAGGCAGCGGGGGGAGCCGGAGGGGAAGCAGAGAACGCGAGCUAGGCACCAGCCCGCAGCCCGCCCCCAGCACAUCCUCAGACGCGCAGACACUCUGCCGGGCGCUGGGUGAGGUGGAGGUGAGGGCGGGCGCGGGCGAACUCGGAGAGGGGCUCGCUCACUCCCAAGCGAUCCCAGCCGCCGCCGCCGCACCACCAGCAGCCACAGCAGCCGCAGCCGCAGCAGCAGCAGCUUCCUUCCUCAGACUCCCCUCGCGAGGCUGGCCAAGCGGGUGUAGCCGUUAGGGGAGGCUCCCGCUAGGGGAACCCGGCGAGGGCAAGAGCUUGGGCGUCCGCCUCGCGCUCGGGCCGUCCGGCGGUCUGUGCCUCCGCCCGCGUGCGGGUCCCCAGUGCCGAGGGAUGUAUGUCAGUGUACGCCUCUGAGAUCACACAGCGGUCUGGGGGCCGUGUGAUGCCCAAGGCAAGUCUUGGCUUGUAUUUUUAUUCUUUUAUUAUUAUUAUUUUUUUUUUACGCUUGGCUAACGGGAAAUACUCGGGAUGUUGUAGGAUAAAGGAAAUGAUACUUUGAGGAACUGGAGAGGACAUAGAUGCGUUUUGUUUUUAAGAGAGGAAAUCCAUCCUCUCUUCCCGGCUUGCUCCCUCUUUGCUGAUUUCAAGAGCUACCCUCCUCCUGGUGAGGUGGGGACCCAGCAAGAAGAAAGGUGACGACAGGCCGCCAGGACUCAGAAGGGAAACACUGACCGGUAGGAACCUUUGCAGAGGACACUAAGGAAGAUCACAAGGGAGCGAAAAACACAAAGACUUACCAUUAAACAAGAAAUCUAUAAAAACAGCUCUGGAGAAAACCUUCUCCAAAAUGGAUAUGUUUCCUCUCACCUGGAUUUUCCUAGCUCUCUACUUUUCAGGACAUGAAGUGAGAGGCCAAGCAGACCAACCCUGUGGAGGUCGCUUGAAUUCCAAAGAUGCUGGCUACAUCACCUCCCCAGGUUACCCCCAGGAUUAUCCAUCCCACCAGAACUGCGAGUGGAUUGUUUACGCCCCCGAACCCAACCAGAAGAUUGUCCUCAACUUCAACCCUCACUUCGAAAUUGAGAAACACGACUGCAAGUAUGACUUCAUUGAGAUUCGAGAUGGGGACAGCGAAUCCGCAGAUCUCCUGGGAAAGCACUGUGGAAACAUCGCCCCACCCACCAUCAUCUCCUCGGGCUCGGUCCUCUACAUCAAGUUCACCUCCGACUACGCCCGGCAGGGGGCAGGCUUCUCCCUGCGCUAUGAGAUCUUCAAGACAGGCUCCGAAGAUUGUUCAAAGAACUUCACGAGCCCCAAUGGGACAAUCGAGUCCCCCGGGUUUCCCGACAAGUACCCACACAACUUGGACUGCACUUUCACCAUCCUGGCCAAACCCAAGAUGGAGAUCAUUCUGCAGUUCUUGACCUUUGACCUGGAGCAUGACCCUUUGCAGGUGGGAGAGGGAGACUGCAAAUACGAUUGGCUGGACAUCUGGGAUGGCAUCCCCCAUGUUGGACCCCUGAUUGGCAAGUACUGUGGGACCAAAACACCUUCUGAACUCCGUUCGGCCACAGGGAUCCUCUCUCUGACCUUUCACACGGACAUGGCGGUAGCCAAGGACGGCUUCUCUGCACGUUACUACCUGGUCCAUCAAGAGCCGCUGGAGAACUUUCAGUGCAAUGUCCCUCUGGGAAUGGAGUCUGGCCGGAUUGCUAAUGAACAGAUCAGUGCCUCAUCUACGUACUCUGAUGGGAGGUGGACACCUCAGCAAAGCCGGCUCCAUGGUGACGACAAUGGCUGGACACCCAACUUGGACUCCAGCAAGGAGUAUCUCCAGGUGGACCUACGCUUUCUAACUGUGCUCACAGCCAUUGCAACGCAGGGAGCGAUUUCCAGGGAAACUCAGAAUGGCUAUUAUGUCAAAUCCUACAAGCUGGAAGUGAGCACUAAUGGUGAGGACUGGAUGGUGUACCGACACGGCAAGAACCACAAGGUCUUCCAAGCCAACAACGAUGCCACGGAGGUGGUUCUGAACAAGCUGCACUCGCCGCUGCUGACACGCUUCGUCAGGGUCCGCCCGCAGACCUGGCACACGGGCAUCGCCCUUCGCCUGGAACUCUUCGGCUGCCGUGUCACAGACGCCCCUUGCUCCAACAUGCUGGGGAUGCUCUCGGGGCUCAUUGCUGACUCCCAGAUCUCUGCCUCCUCCACCCGUGAGUACCUCUGGAGCCCCAGUGCCGCCCGCCUGGUCAGCAGCCGCUCAGGCUGGUUCCCUCGGAUCCCUCAGGCACAGCCAGGCGAGGAGUGGCUCCAGGUAGACCUGGGAGCACCCAAGACCGUGAAAGGCGUCAUCAUCCAGGGGGCCCGUGGAGGAGAUAGCAUCACUGCGGUGGAAGCCAGGGCGUUUGUGCGCAAGUUCAAAGUCUCCUACAGCCUCAAUGGCAAAGACUGGGAGCAUAUCCAAGACCCCAGGACCCAGCAGCCAAAGCUGUUUGAAGGGAAUAUGCACUAUGACACCCCUGACAUCCGGAGGUUUGACCCUGUCCUGGCGCAGUACGUGCGGGUGUACCCGGAGAGGUGGUCACCCGCAGGCAUUGGGAUGCGGCUGGAGGUGCUGGGCUGUGAUUGGACAGACUCAAAGCCCACAGUUGAGACACUGGGACCCACCGUGAAGAGCGAAGAGACCACCACCCCGUAUCCCACUGAUGAAGAGGCCACGGACUGUGGGGAGAACUGCAGCUUUGAGGAUGACAAAGAUUUGCAGCUCCCUUCAGGAUUCAAUUGCAACUUUGAUUUCCCGGAGGAGCCCUGUGGUUGGAUGUACGAUCAUGCCAAGUGGCUCAGGAGCACCUGGGCCAGCAGUUCCAGUCCUGAUGACCGGACGUUUCCAGAUGACAGGAACUUCUUGCGGCUGCAGAGUGAUGGGCGGAGAGAGGGCCAGUACGCGCGACUCAUCAGCCCACCGGUCCACCUGCCGCGGAGCCCCGUGUGCAUGGAGUUCCAGUACCAAGCCACGGGCGGCCGCGGGGUGGCGCUGCAGGUGGUGCGCGAAGCCAGCCAAGAGAGCAAGCUCCUCUGGGUCAUCCGCGAGGACCAGGGCGGCGAGUGGAAACACGGGCGCAUCAUUCUGCCCAGCUACGACAUGGAGUACCAGAUUGUGUUUGAGGGAGUUAUAGGAAAAGGACGUGCGGGAGAAAUUGCCAUUGAUGACAUUCGGAUAAGCACCGAUGUCCCGCUGGAGAACUGCAUGGAACCCAUCUCAGCUUUUGCAGGUGAGAAUUUUCAAGGGGGCACCCUCCUACCGGGGACCGAGCCCACAGUGGACACGGUGCCCGUGCAGCCCAUCCCAGCCUACUGGUAUUACGUUAUGGCCGCCGGGGGCGCCGUGCUGGUGCUGGUCUCCGUCGCGCUGGCCCUGGUGCUCCACUACCACCGGUUCCGCUAUGCGGCCAAGAAGACUGAUCACUCCAUCACCUACAAAACCUCCCACUACACCAACGGGGCCCCUCUGGCGGUGGAACCCACCCUAACCAUUAAGCUAGAGCAAGACCGCAGCUCGCACUGCUGAGGGCCGAAGCAAGGACCGCACCCAAAUCAAACAAGAAAGACUGCAAACACGUUGCCUCGAUUUUGCACUUUUUCCUCCUCGCCUAGUCUCUGUGUGAACGCUCAGACAUCUCUGUCUCUGGGCCCAAACCCUGUGCGCUCGUAUCCAUCCCGACCAUUCUCCUCGGGUUCUUUUGUUUGUUUUCCUUUUGUUGAUUCCAAACCGCCCAACCCCAACUCUACAAUGCUGCAUCUUGGAAUACGAGAAGAGACACGCCCCUAAGCACCUCACAACUCACGGCUCAGCUGGUUUCCUUCCAGAGACUGGUUCCUUGUUUCUUCCCCUUGCCUUAGCCCAUCCCUCCUCUCUGGUGGGCAGUCUGCCAGGAGACUUGAGGGGAAACCCGGAUCUGUGUGUUUGUACAUAGUAUACAUUUGCGCCUGUGAAUAGCUCUGUGUGUGCGUGGGUGUGAGAGAGAGACUGGUUCAUUGGGGUGGGGGGAGUGUGUGAGUGUGUUCAGAGAGGGCCCCCUUUAACUCUUGUGUUACUUCUCCGGGGGUACAUGUUCCAGAAAAUAAUAUACUGUACUAGUUCUGUUUACUUGGAGAAGAGAUUGAAGCUUUUUGUUGCCUUAUCUAGCUCUGGCUGGAUUUCUGUUGGCUUACCAUUGUCAUCUCCAGGUACCUAAAACUAGAGGUCACAUGAGAAGAAAUGUGGCCCCUCCCAUCCCUGUCCCCAGGCCCCACCCACCUGACCCAAGAGAAGGUUCUCCCACUGCACUCAGACCAGACAUGACUCCUAGCUAGUCCCGUCUGGGGGGUGUCUGAAGUUACACAGUAACAGCCAUUGGGUGCCUGUGGAACCAUCCCUUACUUCCAGCCCUGAAGCAAAUUUGUCUCAUGUUGCCUUAUAAAAGAGAAGCUCAUAAUGAAUGUUUAGCUUUUAUCAGUUAAGUCCAAUCUUGGAAUAAGUCAUAGAGAAUAACCAUUCUGAGACUGAUGUAUGAAAAAGCAGUAGCCUGUUGAGAGCAGGAGGAAGUGGAGAAGGAAGGAUUGAAAUGUUGUCUUUAAAAAAAAACCCUCACCCCAGGGGGUUCAUUCUGCCCACUAGGGGAUGGGGUGGAGUAAGAAGGUUAAAAAAGUGUAUUCUUUGGUAUCAUAUGGAUCAUUGGUUAAUAGCAUUUGUAAAAUAUUGGGAAAAGGGGGUCAUUUGCUUUACUUUCAUGGUGUUAAUGUGUGCCUGAAUCUAUAGCCACUAAAAUAAAAGGCUGUUCCCCUGACUUAUUUGAAUAUUAUGAGAGAAUAAAAAGUUACCAUUUGUUUAAAUGUACUAAUGUGCUACCCCUUAAAGCAUUCAUGGCAUCUGGUAAAUACACCCUCAUAGGCUGGCCUGGCAUUUCCAGAUGUUACUGCUUCGUCAGGAGAAGGUAUAAGGAAGAUAAAUCCGUUGCUGCCCAUUUGUCCUCUCUAAGCAACGCAGGGAGAGGGAUGUUAGAGAUAAAUUGCCUAAUGAUAUUGUACGAAGGAUAGAUUCAAUAAUGAAGCCAAUUUCAUUGAUAGAAAAAUGCAUAUUUUAACAAGAUUCUCAGUGUACUGGGGCUUAGGCUUGGGGGGUGUUUAUUUCUCACCUUCCUGCUAGGAAUCCACUGGGGAAGUGUAAGAUUCUCUCCAAAGAUGGUUGCCUGGGCUGAAAGCCUCCAGGUACCCUCUGAGAACAAAAUACUAAUGAUUUUUUUGGCUGCUUGCGGGAGAGAGACUUAGCAUUCUUUUGGAAUAUUCACAUAGGUCCCUCCAACAAACGCACACUCAACUUUCGCAUCUGGUUUGUUUCAUCCUCCUGAAAGAAUGGUGCUCUCCCACUCUUAUUCUAUUUCAAAGAGCUAGUCUGUCUCAACUACAGCAGCCCUGCCAAAAAAGGAAGAUGAAAGGCUAGAGCAUGAGCUACCUUGAGAUUUCAAGACGUGUCUUACCCCAGCUGAAGAUGGAGAAAGAAAGAGGGGGAGAGAGAGGAGGGGUGGCAGGGUACCAUGGAUACCUUACAAUGACUUUCAUGCCCAUCAUGAGGGCUUUUUAUCUCGGGUGUCUGUAUCCAGUGAUGUGUUUGGGGCCAGGCGUUCCCUUGAAAUGAUUGACAUCCCUAUAGGCACCCCAUGGAAGCAUGGUGUCGGGAAAUGACACCUGAGAAGUCCGGCCGGUGUAGCAACUGUCUGAGUUACCAUACACCCGUGAGGAUUUCCCUUCUCUAAAAGAUGACAACAAUUUUGUGAAUUUGCUGUAUCUUUAUCUGAUGCCCCAUGGUGGCAUCCUCUGUAUGUACAUGCUGUCAUUGAGAAUAUGAGACUGCUCAAAUCUCUGUGAAUCCCAUAAUGCACUUCAGCUGGGGAUGUCACAUCUCUCUCUCUCUCUCUUUGUCUCUCUCCACUUUCUUGGCCCCAGCAACUUUCAUAGUAUUAUCCAGGUACUAUGCUAAAAGGGCAGCUCUUCUGUAAUGUCAUGCCUUGCAGCUUUAAAAAGCAAAAUUCUGUAUUUCAUGGAGGAAGGGAAGGGUCCCUCUCUUCUAAAAAAAAAAAAAAAAUAGACUGGACAGGUGAAUGCAUGCAUGCAUGUUUAGAGUUGCUUCUCAGAAGACAAAGAGGUGAUAGCAACUAUUAAAAAAUAAAUGAAUGAAAGGAAGGUCUAGCUCGGGCUGGUAAAGUUUUUGCCUUAGUAGAGCUUUCAUGUUAACAGUUCCAGGAGGGAAACCCUUAUCUCUGGGGUGAAAAAAAUCCCUUUCUUGGUAUUAUGCUAGCAAUUGCUAUCCCUUAAUUGCCUGUGAAGGCAGAAGAAAGAAAAAGAGGAUCAUAGCAUUGCCAUUGACAAAACAGAAUGCUGAAAGUAAAUUAUCUUUUCCCUUGUCCCACAUUAUUGGGAUUAAAGCCAGAAUAGGAUAGGAAAUCCAGUAACAUUUCUGAGGUUGAUACCCCAUCUUUAAGAAGACUGCGUCUUUAAAAGUGAAGCUAGCGGGCAAGUAAACACCUAAAUAAUCGAAAAUUACCAAAGAACAACAGCAAAACAAGAAAACUUAAAGAUUUUUACUUCCUAUUCUUAUCCCCUUGCCCUAUAACUGUGACAUCUCUUGCAUUGCUCAGUUGCCUGUGUGUCAAAAUACCUUGUGGACAUUGAAAACUAUUUGAAAAUGUAUUGUGUGGAAUGUAAUAAAAUGAUGAUAUUUUUAUACAAA